Messenger RNA from Trichobilharzia regenti, 935 nucleotides. The record is from the annotation of a GenBank genome assembly. Lineage: Eukaryota; Metazoa; Platyhelminthes; Trematoda; Strigeidida; Schistosomatidae.
UUCAGUUUUAUUGCAUGUAUGCCUUAUAAAUACACUUUUCUUCCACAUUAAAUGCCAAUUUCGACCUAGAAGAAUAUAAGAUUCAAGGCCACUUGGAUUUGGUGUCUAUUCUGCAACGUUGACUGGACUAAAUAUCCAUAAUUACUACAAAGCACGAAGAAGCCAAAGACAAGAGAUCAAUAGAUUAGUACAAACGCACCAACAGUCGACUAAAGUUUGGAUACUGAAGGUCGGCGGUGUUUUCAAGUAUCAUGUCUUCUUUGGUGGAGAAACUGAGUACGCUGAGGACUAUAAUCCGUCAAAAUGGAGGAAUAAAAGGCUCGUUCUUACAGCUAUUCAGAACUGAUGAGUUGAAAUGGGGGACCUUAGUCGGGACGGAUAAGUUUGGAAACAAAUACUAUGAAAAUAACAAAUACUUUGUGGGGAGAAACAGAUGGGUUGUGUAUUCUAAUCGUUUUGGUUGGGAUUACGAGGGGUCACAAGUUCCGCCAGAAUGGCAUCGUUGGUUGCAUUAUAUGACGGAUGAGAAUCCUGUAUCACACCCACCAACCAAACCCAAGUGGGCGGCUGAACAUUCAGAAAACCUGACUUUGGAUCCCUCUAAAAAGUACGUCCCGUAUUCGACUACUCGUCCGAAAGUGGAGCCGUGGCAGCCGCCAAAGUAACAGGACAAAGUGGAAUAACUGUGUAGUUCCACCCUCCGUGUAUACUUAAACCUAAUUUCCAAGUUAAGUCCUUUGGGACAAAUUUCUGUGAAUAUGAAACACUAGAAUUUCACUGCACAUUCUUGCCAGUUUGUUUAUUUCACCACUAGUCUUUGCACUAGAAUUCACGUAGUGUUCUACUGUAUAGUCUGUUAGUAUCUUUGAUUUUAGAUGAAAGUUUUUCAUACCAAAUUAAUAAGCAAAAUAAAUAACAACAGACGUUACCCUUCA